This is a messenger RNA of Cutaneotrichosporon cavernicola, 963 nucleotides long. RefSeq lists its product as uncharacterized. The record is from RefSeq and is a predicted model, not a curated record. Lineage: Eukaryota; Fungi; Basidiomycota; Tremellomycetes; Trichosporonales; Trichosporonaceae. The transcript has 2 exons. Bases 1 to 963 code for a protein of 320 amino acids.
AUGCAGGCGCACAACCCCGCUGUCGUACUGGACGUCUCGGCGUUUCCCCACAUCGUGGACCGGGUCGUGUUCGCUGCACCGGUGGAUGUCCUCGCAUCGUUCCGUCUAGUAUCGCGCCGCUUCCGUGCGCUGGUGGACAACCUGACGACCUCCCACCUUAUUCUCGAGGGUGUCUCCACAACCGUUUUCCCUGCAGCCGUGUUGCACAAUGGAGAGCGUCUCAUGAUGCGGCACUCUGACCCCACGCCCACCGCUGGAUCAAUCUGGCCUGCUCACACCGCGCUGGCAUUCACUCGCGUCCUCGACCUGAGGGGUACAUUACCCGGGGCUGCUCUCAAACUACCCCUCCAGCUGCAUACCCUUAGGUUAUACGAGCACUACGCUGCUGCUUUGGGGCCGGACGCACGCAAGACGCUGAUCUGGGGCCCUCCAAGUUAUCCAUCAGCCCGCCGGAUCGUGGUCUUCUCGACCUUUGAACAAUGUGCACACGUCAAGCACCGACCGCAGAUACUGUACUACCCGCCUAGCGUAAGAGAGGUCGUACUCAACUUGAAACUUCCUGGGGUCGGCAGGAAGUGGGGGCGCCUUGACGUGCCGGGCGCGCCGCCUGAGCUCGAACACGUCACCGUAAUCCUUACACCAAGCCUUCAACCGAACCCCGCCAGUCUAUCCCUGGGCGAAGAUCCGCCGCUUGAUGAAGACGAGCUCGACAGUCCAAGGACUCGGGCGGUCGAGGACCUUGUGGCUGUUAUCCGACGCCUUGGCGCGCCAGCUACCGUCAUCGGGUCAGAGCACCUCGACCGGAAAUUAGUCGAGCGUGGCCUGCUCGUCUCGCUUCGAGAGGUAGGCGUGGCUUUACGGCGUGUCGAUGAGGUCCGGAAAGAGAUUGGCGAUCGGGAGUGGGAUGUGCUCACUUGUGAGGCCCCUCUGCCCUCUGAGAAAUGGAUCUCUCGACCGCGAUGA